This is a messenger RNA of Galdieria sulphuraria, 1025 nucleotides long. RefSeq lists its product as uncharacterized. NCBI's taxonomy places the organism in Eukaryota, Rhodophyta, Bangiophyceae, Galdieriales, Galdieriaceae. The transcript has 2 exons. Gene Ontology annotation, biological process: maturation of 5.8S rRNA; maturation of LSU-rRNA. The coding region runs from base 3 to 878 and encodes 291 amino acids. Gene Ontology annotation, cellular component: nucleolus; preribosome, large subunit precursor. Gene Ontology annotation, molecular function: rRNA primary transcript binding. The record is from RefSeq and is a predicted model, not a curated record.
GAAUGAAGGAACUUCCCAAGAACAAAAUACGAAGAUCUAAAAUAAGACAAGAGACCAAGUUUAUGAAGAAGAAACAAAAGAAGAAGGAAAAGGAACAACGAAAAAGGGAAGCAGAAGCCAGAGGAGAGGAUUGGAGAAAACCUCCUUUAACCUUGGAGGAUAAAAGAGUCCAAAUAGUAGGUUUUCAGCCUGAAGACCGUGUUGUUAUUGAUUACACGUUGUUUGAUGAGUUUUCAGACGUAUUCUCAGGAGCAGUUAUACCGAAAGUUGUUGUCGUGCCUGGUUUAAAAGCCACAAGGAUGACUUAUAACUUUAUUUCAGAGUUACUUCAAAUAAUACCCAAUUCUGUAUUUUAUGAAAGGAAAAAGUCCUCUUUGAAUCAAGCAAGUGUAAAGGCCGCAGAAAAGGGUUUUACCGAUGUCAUCUUUACAGAAGAAAAUAGAAAACAAAUAACUGGCCUCUUUCACGUUCAUCUUCCUCAUGGUCCUUGUGCAUAUUAUAGUAUUCGAAGUUAUGUUCCUUGUAAAAAAGUGGUUGGUCAUGGAAGAAGCACUGCAUCCAAGCCUGAAGUUAUUUUAAGUCAUUUUACAACUCAACUGGGUAUUCGUAUUGCAAGAAUGUUAGGAGCUUUAUUUGCUUUGGAACCAGAAUAUUCUGGUAGACAAGUUGUUACUUUACAUAAUCAACGGGAUUUUAUAUUUUUUCGAUUUCAUCGUUAUCAGUUUGAUGACCGCGGGGUUAAGGUUUCACUUCAGGAACAAGGACCACGUUUUACUCUUCAAUUACAACAGUUGACCAAAGGUCUUCCAGGAAAUGACGAUGCGGAGAUAGAAUUUCGCAAGAAGAAGAAAGCUAGCAAAUAUGAGUUUUUCCUCUAAAAAUGGUAGAGAUAGGCACUAUAGAAUAUGGUUUAUCCAUCAAGAUAAGCAAAAGGAUAUCUUUUGUCUUUUAAAUACUUGCAGAUAGUCCAUGAGGAGGAAUAUAACCAGUAAUAAGCAAUUCUUAGGUUGUUCAUACAACAAAGU